UUCGCCUUGUCUUGUCUUCGCAGGAUACGUCAGUUUGGCCAUGGUAUAGUAGCGCCGGCGCACUGUAGUAUGCAUCAACAUUUGCUGAAAAUGCGAAUAUCCUGUGUAUGGUUUCUGAGGUACAAAUAAGCAAGCUGUUAAAAUGUACGUGCAACACCCAAACGUAGUGUAAACAGUGGUCUGCCAUCUGUACUGGAGGAAACCAUCUCCAGGGUUUUUUGUGAGUAAAUGGCACACGGCAAUAAAGGUCUGGCAAGUGUUUACAAUCAACGUAGUGGACAGCUGAACGUAAGCGACUCGAGUAUUGCCGGUACGGAACCGAAACGUUACCGACUGUUUGCUGCCCAUCGCGAACGAACGCCCCAAACGGACGGAGCUCAAUGCGGAAUGACUUAAAGCGGGGAGAAAGGUUCACCCUACAACAAUGGUGCAAUUUAUGGAGAGUGGCGUCGACAACCAGCUGGAAAUGAACGACAUGAAUAUUGCUGAUCGUCUGCAAGCGCAUAUGGAACUUACAACAUUUUUUGGCUUAGCAUUGGGAUUUGUCGCACUCGUCUUGGUUUUGUUCCUGUACGUCAAUAAGAUACGAUGCUUCGGAACGGCACCACCGUUCCUUCCGUUUGAUGAGCAUCUGAUAUCGGAGAAAACAUUCCACCGCAUUCGGAAUCGCUUCGCAUAUGACGGCAACAAUAGUUCCGAUUCGGAGGACGAUACGUUGCGUCGGCUAAAGCUAGAACCUUGCGGUGAGAGCUACAGUAAUAGCAUCUCCUGUUACCAUGCCAACGAAAGUACCCUCGACCACACGCCAAACUUUAACAGCUUUAACAAAAUUCUGUCCGGCUGCAAGCAUGUGCACUCGUCGCGCGAUCCGUUGGCGAUGGCUGAAGGUGGCAAAAUCGGGAUGCCCCAUUCCAGCAACGAUUGCAGCUCGGGCAGCUCCAACGAGGUGAACUUAGAUUACAGCACGCGCCUAUCGUUGGAUGCGCACGUUAGCAACGAUCGGUUAGCGAACAAUGGUGGCAACGCCUCAUUGGACGGCUGCCUGACGGGUUCGAUGGAUUUGAAGCAUAAGGGCGAAUCGUUGCUACCGGAGCUGACGAAGGAAAGUGAUGAGCGUGAUCCAGCAUCCAGGAAGAAACCGACCAAGGUGGUUACGAACAAUCGUACCGAGGUUGGCAGUGUCGGGAUCUGUUUCGAUCCGGAUGUACCGGUCACCAAUUUGAAAUGUAAACCGUUUGCGGAGGAAAGCGUACCGACCGCUAACUCCGUGGUCGGUUUUGAGCAGACAGCAUUAACGCAGCAGGAUAGCCUGGACGAUGUGCUCAGUCUCAAUAAUGAUUGUAUUUUAGUGUUUUCGCAUGAGCCACUCUACGAUACGAGUGACCUCAAGUCACUCAAAUCAGACGGCGAUGCCGCUGUCACUGCGGCUAGCUUUGAAGGGCCCACCACGACAACCGGUUCCAAUGGGACGCUGGAAAUAUCGCUACUGUAUGACGCACCGAUGCGCAAAAUGACCGUACACGUGCUGCAAGCCCGUGGCAUCUCCUCCAGAGGCGAUAAGGGUCAGCUGACGCACACUCAAGUCCGGCUGCUAAUGUUGCCGGCGAAGCGCCAAAAGCACAAAACUAAAAUCCGCUCCGGCGAGAACCCACAGUUUAUGGAAAGCUUCUUGCUGCAUCGUGUCAAUCCGGAGGAAGUAAAUUCGAUGGGUUUACGCAUCCGGGUGUACGGGUGCGAAAGGAUGCGCCGCGAACGGUUGAUCGGCGAAACGAUCGUCAGCUUUGCAAACAUCGAUCUGGAGCUGGAGACGAACUUGUGGCUACCACUGGAAUCACGCACAUCAAGUUCGCAGGAUACAGCUUCCACCAGCGAUUUGCUGAGCAUUGCUCGGUCGGAUAGUGCAGGAUCGACCACUUCCAUGCAGCAUGGUGGAGUGCCGGAGCUCUUACUUGGCUUAGGGUACAAUGGCAUUACUGGACGUCUUACAGUUGAGAUUGUUAAAGGAAGCCAUUUUAGAAACCAUUCUCUCCCCAAAGUCCCUGACACGUACGUCAAACUCUGCCUCGUAAGCAGCAUGGGUCAGGAAAUUGCACGAUCCAAAUCCUCCACAAGGCGCGGUCAAUCGAAUCCACUGUUCAAGGAAACGUUUAUAUUUCAGGUGGCGAUGUUUCAACUGAACGACGUGACACUGAUCGUGUCGGUGUACGCCAAGCGCAACAUGAAGCGCAACGAGAUGGUUGGUUGGUUUAGCAUGGGGCUCAACUCGAGCGGACCGGAGGAAAUGAUACACUGGAACGAGAUGCGCGAAUCGAGCUCGCGGUCCGAGCUGAUUACCCGCUGGCACGUUCUGGUCGAUUCCUGAUUUUAAUCCACUCCCUUACGAGCGUCACCGCCGCGUACAAACUUCGCCUAAAUCGCAACGGUGACCGCCGGCCGGAGGGAACACGAAUUGGUUUUUGAAUUUGCAAUACGCUCUAUGAAACGAAGCGUAAAAGAAAAAACAAACAAACAAACAAACAAAUUGGAAACAAAUAUUGGAAAAGGCCUCUAGCAAGCCUAUUUUAUCUCAUUCUUUAAUAUUCAAUCCAAUUAUUGAUGUGAUGAACCUUGUCAAACGAUCGGUAUUUUUACUUUCUCCGUCGGAAAACAAAGUUUGCAUGGUAUUUAUUAAAAUGGUAAUAAGCUAAA
Messenger RNA from Anopheles funestus (African malaria mosquito), 2688 nucleotides. RefSeq names its product synaptotagmin-9 (gene Syt14). The coding region runs from base 425 to 2362 and encodes 645 amino acids. The record is from RefSeq and is a predicted model, not a curated record. The transcript has 8 exons. Lineage: Eukaryota; Metazoa; Arthropoda; Insecta; Diptera; Culicidae.